UGCUUUGAUUUCCAUAAGGACUUGUCGGUCAAAAUUCCAUCAACCCUUUUACCAUUAUGCCUUCACCCCAAAGGCAACCAAAUGACAUAUUAUCAGAAACCAACUCUACAUCUCGGAAACCUGGUCGUCCUCCUGGUGUGAAUUUGGAACCUUACAAAGACUUCAUAGUGAAACUCUUUUCGGAAGACAAUAUCCCUAUCAUCGAUAUUACAAGAAGACUAAAUCAAGAAUUAGCUUUAGAUGUCUCGGAACGUAAAGUCUCUCGAUCUUUGGCAGCAUGGGACAUUCGCAAAAGAAAUCGUGGACCCGUACCUCAAGCUCUCCAAGAUCGAUUAACCUUUCAUUACAAUCAAAAUCUAAAUGAUGACCAAAUCGCCGAUGCAUUGAUUUCUGAAGGGUUCGAAAUUAAAAGAUCAAAUUUGGGGCGUUUAAGGCAAAAGCUUGGUAUGCGACGAAGGUCUCGAUAUUCUGAAUUUCGCGAAUAUUCCCAAGGCCCCGCAGUUGUCAGCAAUCCAUCAUCCACAACGGUUAAAUCGAAACCAAAGAAUACGAAACCAAAGAUGGCACAGAAUGCUGGAUUGAUCGUGCAAGUUACAGCAUUCGUCGAGAAGUACAUGAGCGCGUAUGACGGUUCUCACGAUUUCAACCACAUUCGACGCGUUGUCGGACUGGCACAUAGAAUAUACAAGGAGCUUGAUGGAGAGGGAGUGAAUGGCCCGGAAUUGGACUUGCAGGUUUUGACUUUGGCCGCACUUUUACAUGACGUAGGGGAUAAGAAAUAUCUUUUGCCCGGCCAGGAUCAAAAUACUUUGGUACUUUCAACGCUAUUGGGUUUUGGGGCAGAAGAAAAAUUGGCCAUUAAAGUGCAGAGAAUUGUUCUCGGAGUUUCGUAUUCGAGUGAAAUUAAGGAUUUGGCAUCAGUGAGGGGCUUGAUUGAAAAAUAUCCAGAGCUAGCUGUGGUGCAAGAUGCUGACAGGCUCGAUGCUAUUGGUAAGAAAUGCAUACCAGAACUUAACAAUAAAAAGUCAAGCUAACUUUUCUUCUACUGUAGGGGCUAUCGGAAUUGGGAGAACAUUCACAUUUGGCGGAGCGAAGGGUGCAAGGAAUAUGGGAGAGACUAUUCAGCAUUUCGAGGACAAGCUGGAAAAAUUAGGAGGGAUGAUGAAGACAGCUCCUGGCAAACGAAUGGCGGAGGAAAGGACUCAGAGAUUAAUAAUGUUCAAAAACUGGUGGGAGGAAGAACAAAAGGAUGCUGAAGGUUUACUACGACCUCAAUCCUCAUCUUGAUGUUGUGGAGCUUGAUGGGUACUUGAACUUGAGAUGACAACUCCCCGAGCGGGAAAAAAAGAUUUGAUCUACAUGACAUUGAGGUUUGCUUAUUCGGUCAGCUAAUAUUGGACUGGUUUGCUCCUCACCUGGGUAUUGAUACCAAAUGCCACAACGCUUCGAAAGACCAUGGCUACUCACGAUUUGGAACCAGAUUCUUUUAACUUCCUAUUAUCACUGAGGAUGGAUGUAUGACGCUCGAACGGCUCUGCCAUAUACUCAAUUACCUUACAUAUCCCCGAUGCGCUCAUGCAGCUACGUCAAUAGCACCUUUUCUACCAUUACUUUUUUUCUUCUCUUUCCAUAUAUACCCAAUUGGUUGAUUUGCAACACAUUUCUUCGUCCUCUCGUCUCAAUUGCUCAUGACGCAUCUAAUAGGCCUGCAUUUGUCUGGUUUCCUCGGGCAACAGUUCCAAAUGUGCGUGUCGAGAGGCUACAAAUUAUUUGGAAACGAUUUAUGAAUCUUAACAAUGCUGACAACAAUUCCUUUACAGUUUCAAUGAUAACCGCUGGAAGAUCUUGGAAUGGAUUCCCUUGAUCGAAAAUUAAUGGGGAUCACAUGAGAUAUUUUGUACACAUAUCCUUCCAGUACCCACCUACAUGGCUGAAAUUGGAUCUUUCUCCGAACUAAUUUGAACCCUGGCAAAAAAGAAAGAAUUCCCCUUGAAGUCGGUGCGCGUGUUGUCGAAUUAAAGUAAGGCACUUUUGCAUCUGUGUGCACAGUGAAGCCACGAAAGAAAGCUUUGUGGAGGUUUUGGUGUGGAUAUAGCUUCAAUUACCCCGCAAAGGAACGGAGGAAAAACAAUCGCCAU
Molecule: messenger RNA, 2138 nt
Organism: Sclerotinia trifoliorum
Lineage: Eukaryota; Fungi; Ascomycota; Leotiomycetes; Helotiales; Sclerotiniaceae
Source: the annotation of a GenBank genome assembly